CUACCAAUCAGUCUCCGCGUGGCACAGGAUCAUAAAUACAACCUCUUCCUGGUUGACAAUGCUGCGUAUGGAUGCUAAAUAUAUUGAAUACAAAGCUAUAAAUCAGUAAAAUCGUUUUCUAUAACAUCUGCAGUUGAGCGGAUACUUUCGCGAUGGGUUUACUAACGAUUCUAAAGAAGAUGAAGCAGAAGGAGCGGGAGAUGAGGCUGCUGAUGCUAGGUCUGGAUAACGCGGGGAAGACGACAAUCCUGAAGAAGUUUAAUGGAGAAGACGUGAGCACCAUCUCCCCGACGCUGGGCUUCAACAUCAAAACACUGGAACACAAAGGGUUUAAACUGAAUAUUUGGGAUGUAGGUGGACAAAAAUCGCUGCGCUCCUACUGGAGGAACUACUUUGAGAGCACAGACGGGCUGGUGUGGGUGGUGGACAGCGCAGACAGACUCAGACUGGAGGACUGCAGAAAGGAGCUCAGUUCACUGCUGCUGGAGGAGAGGUUAGCUGGUGCAACGCUGCUAGUGUUUGCCAACAAACAGGAUUUACCAGGAGCCCUGUCGAAAGAGGCGAUACAAGAGGCUCUGGCCCUGGAUGACAUCAAAAGCCAUCACUGGUGCAUCAUUGGUUGCAGUGCAGUAACAGGAAAGAAUUUGUUAGCUGGAGUGGACUGGUUAUUAGAUGAUAUCGCUGCAAGGAUCUUCACCACUGACUGAGAUUGUCCCAGAUUUCUUUAUUAACAGCUGCCUCAUGUUUAAUGGGUGACACGACUCCAGUUUCAUCUGAAUCCAUAGUUCCAGAAAACACACCUGGAUUAUUUUUUUGACAGUUGUGGAUACCACAUUUUUAGUUUAAGAGAUUUAGGGUUUGAAUUUGUCAAAAUGACCAAGUAACAACCUAUUACAAGUUUGUUUACAGCAUGCCAUGAACCUUCUCCCAGUUGCUCUCGUACCUUGCAUUAGUGUUCUAAUACAUUGAAAUGCCUUUUGAAUAAAUAUUGAAAGGAAAUAAAGCUGCUUCUAAAGUAAUUUAUUAAAAGUUUGCAACAAUCCUCAAUAUUUUAAUGGCAACAAAUGAUUUUGUUCACAUCACAAGCACCUGAAGGUCCGACUACACAUGCCUCAAGUGUCCCUUUGUUACUGAACUAAGUGUGAGGUUUGUUUCAAUGCCACUUUUGACAAACAUUUUCCAUUCGUCUGGUGUAAAGUAGGUAGAUUUACUGUACUCAAGUAUAAUUUUGACAUACUUGUAAAUGUUGCUACUUUCUUCCUCACUACAAUUCAUAUGUAAAUAGUGUACCUAACCAGAUUAAUGUGAAAUAACAAAUAUUUUAGUUAAGCCUGGGGUAAAAUGCACAAACUACCCUCUAGUAAAAUUAACACUUAUAAGCAAAACAUGAUCUGAUUGAGAAAUGGGCUAAUCUGCAUAGUGAGUACUUUUGGUACCUUUAGAUGCCAAUACUGUUGUAUUUCAUUUGAGUAACAUUUUAAAUGCAGAGCAUUACAACACUCAAUUACAAGAUCUGAGUACCUUUCCCACCGCUGAUCUGGUGUCAACUAAUGCAAAUAAGCAACAGCGCUUUAAAAUGGCAAAAUAUAUUUGACACUAAAACUGGUUACUUACAUUUUCACAAAAAAAUAAAAAAUGCACUAG
Molecule: messenger RNA, 1644 nt
Organism: Notothenia coriiceps (black rockcod)
Lineage: Eukaryota; Metazoa; Chordata; Actinopteri; Perciformes; Nototheniidae
Gene: arl2
Product: ADP-ribosylation factor-like 2
Exons: 5
Coding region: 153-707 (184 amino acids)
Molecular function (GO): GTPase activity; GTP binding
Source: RefSeq, a predicted model, not a curated record